Messenger RNA from Neltuma alba, 1020 nucleotides. Its product is annotated as myrcene synthase, chloroplastic-like. Gene Ontology annotation, molecular function: magnesium ion binding; terpene synthase activity. Bases 1 to 1020 code for a protein of 339 amino acids. Gene Ontology annotation, biological process: terpenoid biosynthetic process. Lineage: Eukaryota; Viridiplantae; Streptophyta; Magnoliopsida; Fabales; Fabaceae. The transcript is spliced from 6 exons. The record is from RefSeq and is a predicted model, not a curated record.
AUGCUCUUGAAAUUGGAAAAUGCUAUGGAUCAACUUGACCUUAUUGAUAUCUUGCAAAGAUUUGGAGUGGAUCAUCAUUUUGGCCUUGAAAUAAGAAACAUCAUAGAAAAAAUCUACAAGAAUAAGGACCAAUUAAAGAGGAACAAUAAUUUAUAUGCCAUGGCUCGUGACUUUAGAAUCUUGAGACAACAUGGCUAUGAUGUGUCACCCGAGGUAUUUAAAGGAUUUCUUGAUGAUAAAGGCAACUUUCAUUCUAGCCUUUCGGUUGAUAGGAAGGGGAUGCUUUCAUUGCAUGAAGCUUUAUUUCUUUCAACUGAAGGUGACAUGAUCCUGGAUGAAGCUAGAGAUUUUUCCUCAGCUCAUCUCAAAGAGUGGUGGGAAAGAAUUGGAUUUGGAGAAAAGUCGAGCUUUUCAAGGGACAGAAUAGUGGAAAACUUCAUGUGGACAGUGUUAUUUGCUGAGGAACCACAGUUUGGAUAUUAUAGAACAGUUGCUACACAGGUUAAUGCAUUGAUAACUACAAUCGAUGAUGUUUAUGAUGUCCAUGGAGAACUAGAAGAGUUAGAAAUAUUCACACAAGUCGUUGACAGAUGGGAUAUAAAUGCCAUUGAUUCUCUUCCAGAGCACAUGAAAAUACGCUUUCUUGCAAUUUAUAAUUUUGUCAACGAAGUGGCUUUUGACAUCCUCAAAGGGAAUGGACACAACAUCAUUCGACACCUUAAGAAAUGGGCUGAUCUUUGUAAAUCAUAUUUGGUUGAGGCAAAAUGGUACUGUGGUGGCUAUCAACCAAGCUUGAAUGAGUACUUAGAAAAUGCGAGGAUUUCAAUUGGUGCACCUAUCAUAGUUGUUCAUGCUUUUGUUGUUCUUUCUAAUUCAAUCGUGUUAGACUCAGUGGGCUUAGGAGACUAUUAUGACCUUAUUCAUUCAUUAUCAAUCAUUUUACGCCUUGCCAAUGACCUGAGAACAUCUAAGCGUGAAAAGGAAACGGUGAUGUACCUAAAUCAGUUGAGUGGUACAUGA